Molecule: messenger RNA, 2800 nt
Organism: Zalophus californianus (California sea lion)
Lineage: Eukaryota; Metazoa; Chordata; Mammalia; Carnivora; Otariidae
Gene: LRRTM4
Product: leucine rich repeat transmembrane neuronal 4
Exons: 3
Coding region: 674-2446 (590 amino acids)
Cellular component (GO): plasma membrane
Molecular function (GO): protein binding
Source: RefSeq, a predicted model, not a curated record
UUAGCACCAACAAGCUCUGAGCAUCAUCAGUCUCUGGAAAGCCUUCUGAAUUAGACAAGGGCUGCCUCUCAGCAUAGCUACAAAACACUUUAAACCUGACCAGCUAAAUGGAUAAACCUAGCCUGCAUAGCUUUUAAACUGGGGUCUCAUGCAGCACAGGAGGCCUACUUGCUUCGAGAACUGAAAAUCCAGAGGAUGAAUUGCUUUAUCUGGGAAUGGCAAAAGCCAGCACAAUAAGGAAUGCCAGGUAUUCUGAAGAUUUUCUUUUCUUUUCUUUUCUUUUUUUUUUUAACCUCUCUUUUUACAGAGAAGUUGGUUACCUUCGAAAUGGGCUGUAGCUUUUUUGCACAGAUUGCCAAUUACUGCUGAUGGGUCUCUGGUGAAUUACACAAUGGUCCUCAGAGCUUAGAGGUCCUCCCCCUCCCCCCCCCCCAACGGCUUCCUUCUCCCUGCCCCCCCAUCCCACCCCAUGCUGAUUUUUUUUCAUAUAUGUAUAUAUAUUUUUUGCCUGUCCUCUCCGGGGAAGUUUGUAUGGGGCUACUAGCUCACAUGCGGGAUCGGAAUGGUGUGAAUGACAGCCGCACUGUGUCAUGAAGGUGGUGGUGGUUUCAGCACGAGAGACCAAAUAAGAAGAAAGCUGAGAGAGGGGGGAUCCGUUUUUGGAUGACAAAGGAUGGGUUUCCGUUUAAUUACGCAGCUGAGAGGCAUGCGUGUGGUGCUAGUGCUCCUUCCUACACUUCUGCUUGUUAUGCUCACGGGGGCUCAGAGAGCUUGCCCAAAGAACUGCAGAUGUGAUGGCAAAAUUGUAUACUGUGAGUCUCAUGCUUUCGCAGAUAUCCCUGAGAACAUUUCUGGAGGGUCACAAGGCUUAUCAUUAAGGUUCAACAGCAUUCAGAAACUCAAAUCCAAUCAGUUUGCCGGCCUUAACCAGCUUAUAUGGCUUUAUCUUGACCAUAAUUACAUUAGCUCAGUGGAUGAAGAUGCAUUUCAAGGGAUCCGUAGACUGAAAGAAUUAAUUCUAAGCUCCAACAAAAUUACCUAUCUGCACAAUAAAACAUUUCACCCAGUUCCCAAUCUCCGCAAUCUGGAUCUCUCCUACAAUAAACUUCAGACAUUGCAAUCAGAACAAUUUAAAGGUCUUCGGAAACUCAUCAUUUUGCACCUGAGAUCUAACUCAUUAAAGACUGUGCCGAUAAGAGUUUUUCAAGACUGUCGAAAUCUUGACUUUCUGGAUUUGGGUUACAAUCGUCUUCGAAGCUUGUCCCGAAAUGCUUUUGCUGGCCUCUUGAAGUUGAAGGAGCUCCACUUGGAGCACAAUCAGUUUUCCAAGAUCAAUUUUGCUCAUUUUCCACGUCUCUUCAAUCUCCGCUCAAUUUACUUACAGUGGAACAGGAUUCGUUCCAUUAGCCAAGGCUUGACAUGGACUUGGAGUUCCUUACACAACUUGGAUUUAUCAGGGAAUGACAUCCAAGGAAUUGAGCCAGGCACAUUUAAAUGUCUACCCAAUUUGCAAAAAUUGAAUUUGGAUUCCAACAAGCUUACCAACAUCUCACAGGAAACUGUCAAUGCAUGGAUAUCAUUAAUAUCCAUCACUUUGUCUGGAAAUAUGUGGGAAUGCAGUCGGAGCAUUUGUCCUCUAUUUUAUUGGCUUAAGAAUUUCAAAGGAAAUAAGGAAAGCACCAUGAUAUGUGCAGGACCUAAGCAUAUCCAGGGUGAAAAGGUUAGUGAUGCAGUGGAAACAUAUAAUAUCUGCUCUGAAGUUCAGGUGGUCAACACAGAAAAAUCACACCUGGUACCCCAAACACCCCAGAAGCCUCUGAUUAUCCCUAAACCUACAUUUUCCAAAUCUGACCCCACCCAGCCCACCCUUGAAACACCAAGCCCUUCCCCAGGGUUUCAGAUUCCUGGCACAGAGCAAGAGUAUGAGCAUGUUUCAUUUCACAAAAUUAUUGCAGGGAGUGUGGCUCUGUUCCUCUCAGUGGCCAUGAUCCUCUUGGUAAUCUAUGUGUCUUGGAAACGCUACCCAGCCAGCAUGAAACAACUUCAGCAACACUCUCUUAUGAAGAGGCGGCGGAAAAAGACCAGAGAGUCUGAAAGACAAAUGAAUUCCCCUUUACAGGAGUAUUAUGUGGACUACAAGCCUACAAACUCUGAGACCAUGGAUAUAUCCGUUAAUGGAUCUGGGCCCUGCACAUAUACCAUCUCUGGCUCCAGGGAAUGCGAGAUCCCGCACCACGUGAAGUCCUUGCCCUAUUACAGCUACGAGCCGCCUGUGAUUGGCUACUGCCAGGCUCACCAGCCACUCCGCGUCCACAAGGGCUAUGAGGCAGUGUCUCCGGAGCAGGACGAAACCCCCAGCCUGGAGCUCGGGCGUGACCACAGCUUCAUCGCCACCAUCGCCAGGUCGGCGGCGCCGGCCAUUUAUCUGGAGAGAAUAACAAACUAAUGGGAAAGCCAACUCCUCGUGGGGAACCUCGACGGGGUGGGGAGGGAGGGCUUCAUCUUAAAGGAGAAUGGGUGUCCACAGUUGUGCAAGCAAGCUGGCUGGUCGUUCCUGCUAAAACACUUAGGACGUAGAGGAAAGGAAAAACGAAACUGCUGAGAGAGGGCAGCGGAUGCACCUGCCGCAUAAACCAGGAGAACUAUAGAACUUUCUUUGCUUCAAAACAUAAAACAAAAAUGGUCCUGGAUGUAAAUAGUGAAAGUGUCGAGUUCUUAUAAAAAUAGAUUUCACCCUAGCUACAUAUAGGUUUGUUUGUAUAUUUGCUUUUUCUACACUGCAUGGUUCCUGGGCUGGAGA